CGUAGCCAUGAUGUGUGAAGGGUUUAUUGGCCUAUAACUCCUCAUUGGAAAUAAAGCAACAGAUAAUUAUCUCUCACCAUAGUCUUCUAGGAUUGGUUGACUCUACUGUCAAUCAUACGCCCCAAGUCUAAACGGGAUGAAUGGGAUGUAGGCUGCUCAUCUGUUCGCCGUAGUGCGCUCCCUCUCGCUCACACGCCUGUUGGCCAAGUGAUGGGAAACAACCGCCGAGAGUGUAUUUUUACGCACAGGGCGCGGACACACCUGCCCCGAGUAUCUUUUCGUUUCGUUUGGAAUUCCGUAUGAAUGGAGCUGGAAAGGAGAUGCGCUCAUCACUAAAUAAUAAGAAGUCCGUUAUAAACAGCGUGUAGGCAAGUUGUGGAAAUAUGUCAAUUUCACCAGGAUUUUUGCAGUGGAAGAGGAGCAAAUAACUUUUGCCAAUAUGCGUUUUUGGAUUAUGACUCGUCUCGCCCGACUGUCCUAUGGAAUAUAGCCCAAUAUAUCAGAACCUGCAUGUUGUCUCAUCAUCCCCCGUGAAGAAUAAACUCUUUGUUUUCUGCAUCAUGUUGUCCCUGUGGGUGUAUAUGAUAUAUUGCUGCGUCGGAUACUGUUCAACCAUGCCAAGUCUGAUGGUCAGUACAGCCAACAGUAAACAUUCACAACAUCUCAAAAAAGUUGACCCUAACAGAACUCAACCCCGACUCCACAACGAAGGGGACUUGGAAUCCGAACACCAAGAAGACCCGUUAGAUUCUUUAGAUCCGUUAUUCGGCGCUUCACCCAGGGACUUGUUAAAUAAUGAGAAUGAUUUGGACAGCAGAGGAGGGGAGGACUGGGAUGAGAUUCGAAGCGAGCAGAGGACGUUGGAUAAUAAUGUCGUGUCAAGUCUCUUCAACGAGUCAGGGCCGGUGGAGAGUAAGAAGUUGCCCCAGGCGAUUAUCAUCGGGGUGAAGAAGGGAGGCACACGGGCGCUGCUGGAGUUCCUCCGGGUGCAUCCAGACAUCAGAGCUGUUGGGGCCGAGCCGCACUUCUUUGAUCGGAACUAUGACAAGGGACUGGAGUGGUACAGAGACCGUAUGCCUGAGACCCAGGAGGGUCAGAUCACCAUGGAGAAGACCCCCAGCUACUACGUCACUAAAGACGUCCCUGCCCGUAUCCACACCAUGUCCCCAGACACCAAGCUGAUUGUGGUGGUCCGAGACCCCGUUACCAGGGCCAUCUCAGACUACACUCAGACCCGCUCCAAGAAACCUGACAUCCCAUCCUUUGAGAGCCUCGCCUUCAAGAACAGGACUACGGGUCUCAUCGAUACGUCCUGGAGCGCUGUCCAGAUCGGGAUGUAUGCCAAGCACCUACAACGCUGGCUGCAGUACUUCCCCAAGGACCAGCUCCUCUUCAUCAGCGGGGAGAGGUUGAUCUCCGACCCAGCCGGGGAGAUGACACGCGUACAGGACUUCCUGGGGCUCAGGAGGGUGGUCGGUCACAAACACUUUCACUUCAACCCAGCCAAGGGCUUCCCCUGUCUGAAGAGGCCGGAGGGGAAUAGUAAACCUCACUGUCUGGGGAAGACCAAAGGAAGGACUCAUCCUAAUAUUGACCCUGAGGUGGUACAGAGGCUGAGGGAGUUUUAUCAACCUUUCAACAGGAGGUUUUAUCAGAUGACGGGACAUGACUUUGGAUGGGGUUCAUGGAGCUGAGCGACUGAGACAUUGAGUGAAUCCGAAAUGGAACCCUAUUCCCUAUGUAGUGCACUGCCCUGGUCAAUAGUAGUGCACUAUAAUAUUGGACAAAAUGGCACCCUCUUCCCUAUGUAGCGCACUACCCUGGUCAAUAGUAGUGCACUAUAUUAUAGGACAAAAUGGCACCCUCUUCCCUAUGUAGUGCACUACCCCGGUCAAUAGUAGUGCAUUAUUGAGGUUGUUGUACACUAAUCUGCACAAAUGUAGUGCACUAUUGAGGUAUUAUGGUGCCCUUUCAGACAGAGAUGUUGUGUUUUUCUUUGAGGGGUUUUAGGUUGUUGUAACAUUUAGGAGAUAUUGUUAUACUGUGUAUAUAAGGCAGCGUAUGUAAAAAGUACAGAAGUCUAUUUAUUUUUAGGAUAUUAGGAACUCACUGAUCUGCCUAUCCAUGUUUGUUGACGAUCAUCACACAUCUUUACAUUCCUGUUUUUAAAAUCUUCAUUUGAAGGGCAUUUUGUAAUCUUGAAAUUACCUCAGAAAAAUACAUGUGCAGGAAUUGUGGAAAUGAAAAUAUAACAGCACAAUCGUGUUACGGGUAGCAGCAAUUGACCAGCAGGGUUAGGCUAGAGCUAUUGUUUCCCUUUAUAUACAUGCAAUGACUUUAUAAUGUUGCUUUAGCUCAAUCUCCCUAUCUUUACCACGUUGGUUUUUAACAUGGCUGUGCGAAUACCACACCAUUUCAGCAAAAAUGGUUCAAUCACAAAGGUUGGUAGAAUGAGGAUGUAGAAAUAUUGUACCAACCAGAGAAUUAGUGUUGGGUCAUUGAACACGAAGACAUCUCUCUAGCCUCUUCUUUAAAAGAUGUUCAAAACCACUCAAGGAGUCCAAAACAACCCAUCAUUUACCUCCUUAAGAUCAGCCUGACCUCCAGAGGCCUGUGGGCCCACUUCAUCCAUCAGAUCAAUAUAUACAACCCCAGCUGAUCCAGUCAGGCUGCGUCCCAUAUGACUUCCUGCUCCCUUAAUCGUUCACUACUUAUGACCACGACCCAUGGGGCAUUUAGGGAACAGGGAACCAUUUGGGAUGCCCUCCCAGUGUCACUAUGACAGCUAUAUCAAUACAGUAAUAACUCAUCAUCACAUCAAUUACAUGUGAGUGAUGUCAUAUUACAUCUGAGUGAUGUCACAGUGCUGUCUGGACUCUCCUGCUAUAAAACAAGGAUCCGUCAAAAGGUUCAUUGGAGUCAACGUAUGUUGGGACCUUGUGACCACUACACAUUAACGUAAUGAUCUGGAUUUUAUGUUCCAGAUUCAAGGCUCUUCUGAAGGGGCAAGCUAUUUAGGAAGCUUUACAUUACUGUCAUAGUCAUUAGCACCCCUCCUAGUUCCUCUGCUUGCUGAAGCCAGUUGACCGACCUAAACAAUCUUUAAAUGUGCAGUCUUUUUGAUGAGAUGCCGUCACCUUUUCAUGUUUGUAAUCCAUACUUUGCUAGCAGUGAGGUUUGCUUGUGUAAUGAUAUGAUGACUCUAUUCUGGGAUGAUGAGCUGACCAUGAUACAGUAUAAUGUUAUCAUCACAGUCCUCUGUAGUCCUGCUAGGUAAAGUUAACAGGACUGCUGUUGGAUCAGAUGUUAUCAUCACAGUCCUCUGUAGUCCUGCUAGGUAAAGUUAACAGGACUGCUGUUGGAUCAGAUGUUAUCAUCACAGUCCUCUGUAGUCCUGCUAGGUAAAGUUAACAGGACUGCUGUUGGAUCAGAUGUUAUCAUCACAGCCCUCUGUGGUCCUGUUAGGUAAAGUUAACAGGACU
Molecule: messenger RNA, 3482 nt
Organism: Salmo salar (Atlantic salmon)
Lineage: Eukaryota; Metazoa; Chordata; Actinopteri; Salmoniformes; Salmonidae
Product: heparan sulfate glucosamine 3-O-sulfotransferase 3B1
Molecular function (GO): [heparan sulfate]-glucosamine 3-sulfotransferase activity
Source: RefSeq, a predicted model, not a curated record